AUGGCGCUCGAGGACCGAGUAGCCUUACUGGGUGUGCUGCUGCUCCUCUCGCUGGCGAAUCAGGCUUUUGCGGCUACAAUCAGCCAGGCGCUGUUUGCUUCCAACAGCUCGCACGAGAUCGGUCACGCAUUGACUCAGCGCAGCCUGUUGCAAGCAGCCGGAACCUUCGUCUGCCCCGGCGUCGCCUUCGGCCUCUGCCCCUUCUUCGGGCUGGGCCAAUUCGGCAACACGAUCCCGCUCUGCUGCCCCGCCUUCAUCGGCUGCCCCACGACGCUCAUCGCCAUUCUGCUCAACUGCGCGGCGGCCACGGCCGUCCCCGGGGUGCCCACACCGCCCGUGACUGCACCCCCGGUCACCACUCCUCCAAUCACUGCUCCCCCCGUCACCAUUCCUCCCGUCACCACUCCCCCGGUGACUGCCCCCCCGAUCACGACCCCCCCGGUCACGAUCCCCCCGGUCACCGCGCCCCCCGUCACUACUCCGCCCACGUCCACUCGCCUCCCCGGUCCG
Molecule: messenger RNA, 510 nt
Organism: Klebsormidium nitens
Lineage: Eukaryota; Viridiplantae; Streptophyta; Klebsormidiophyceae; Klebsormidiales; Klebsormidiaceae
Source: the annotation of a GenBank genome assembly